UGCUAGUGCUAGUGUACGGGUGAUCGCUGGUCAGCACGGAUUUGGUGCCCCUCAGGCCGGAGUGACGAUCAGAUCGGGACAUGAUCAUCGCUCUCACCCUCACCACCUGCUGCCUGGUCCUGAGAGCUCCACUGGGACAAUGUGCCGUCUGGCAGUCCCCAUCAUCUGUGCGGGCCAUUACGGGCGGCAUGGUGGAGCUGAGCUGCUGGUUCGAUGAGCCCGCCAUACUGCCCCGCCUCGCCGCCUUCACCUGGGAGCUGCCGUGGGGCCGAGUUUACCGUCUGGAGCCGGGUGGCAAGGCCGGAGGCAGCACCGGGCAGAGAGCGACAGUCCACGCCAACCUCAACAACAGGAGUAGCAGCUUGGUGGUCAGUGCCAUCGCAGCCACGGACACUGGGCACUACCGGUGUGUGGUUCAACUCCUGGAGCCACUGCCCAUAGUGACCAUGGAGGGAGCUGGCACCUGGCUACAGGUGGCACCAGCAUCUCCAGGAGUGACAGCAGCAGUCUCUCAGUCACCUGCCCACCUCUUGGUGGUGGAGGGAGACCCUGUUAAUCUGACCUGUACCUUGAGGACCAGCACAGUGGUGGAGCGAAUGAACUUCAUCUGGAGAUGGGGCAGGUCAACAAUCACCUGUGUGGCAUCGCCCAAUGAUUCCCACUCAUGGCCUUGUGAUCCUCGCACUGAUCCAAAGAUUCGCAUCACCACCGAUCUACAAACCAAAUCCUCACAGCUCAGAAUCGCACAGGUCUCUCACAACGACAGCAGGACCUACCAGUGUGAAGUUGUGAUCAUCAAACCUCAGGCCCUAGGAACAAUCACUGGCAACGGCUCCAGACUUCAGGUUGUAGGCGGUGUGGAUGGAUGGAGAGAUGACCACAGUGAUGUCCGGCUUCUGCCCGUGAAUAGGGACGUUGACCCCACCACGACCCGGCUGGAGGGCUGGACAUUCACCCUGGUGCUGAGCACCGUCACCGUGACCCUCGCCGCCGGCCUCGGAUACAGCUGCUGGAUGGCGAGAGGGGUCAGCGAUCGGCGCCCCGAGACCACCGUGGGAUCGGGGGACACCCCUACACCGGGCACCCAUGGGUGUUGGGCAGCAGGGCAAGAUCCCAGGAUCGCCUGAACCCGACGGGA
Messenger RNA from Amblyraja radiata (thorny skate), 1138 nucleotides. RefSeq lists its product as uncharacterized. The record is from RefSeq and is a predicted model, not a curated record. Gene Ontology annotation, cellular component: external side of plasma membrane; B cell receptor complex. Gene Ontology annotation, biological process: B cell differentiation; B cell receptor signaling pathway. The transcript has 7 exons. Lineage: Eukaryota; Metazoa; Chordata; Chondrichthyes; Rajiformes; Rajidae. The coding region runs from base 81 to 1127 and encodes 348 amino acids.